AUGUUCAUGUGCCCCACCUGCUCCACAAAGCCAGGCCUGUACUUACACCAUUCUCGUGCUCCCAGUUGGGCAAAGUCAGUUUGGGCAAAGUGUAUGGCCGGUUCUGUGGGUGGCUGGCCCGCUUGUUGGCUGACUAGACAGGUGGUGGUUAUGAGAAAUCGUGGGGGGGGGAGUGGGUUCCGAAAAGUUGACGUUGGUGGAGCAGCUGGCAAUGCUAAUCGUGCCUCUGGUGGUGUCCGUGCAGGGGCUGCUGGCACUGUUGGUUGUGCUCCUGGGGCCAGGUUUGGUGAAGACGAAGUGGAAAUUAGAAAGAAUAAUUGCUGGAUUGUCAGCUCGGCGUGGUUGUCGGGCUGGAAGGCUGUCGAACAAGUUUUUUUGCAUGUCUUUGCAGAAUUCUGCUUGUGCCCCUGCGGAUGA
Molecule: messenger RNA, 417 nt
Organism: Protopolystoma xenopodis
Lineage: Eukaryota; Metazoa; Platyhelminthes; Monogenea; Polystomatidea; Polystomatidae
Source: the annotation of a GenBank genome assembly